Molecule: messenger RNA, 6317 nt
Organism: Porites evermanni
Lineage: Eukaryota; Metazoa; Cnidaria; Anthozoa; Scleractinia; Poritidae
Source: the annotation of a GenBank genome assembly
AUGGCAAGUCGUUUAGCUAUGUUCGCGGUCUUGCUGGGUUUGGCUGUUUGGGGAGCUUGGCUAAACUACGUUGCAACUGCUCGCGUUGAAGGUGAGACCGGUAAACAGAUUUAGCUAUUUUUCAUUUGCAGGCGUUCUUGGCCAGCAUCAGUUAUAUAACCUUUUCAUUUGCGUCUUUAGCUGCGAAGAUUAUAUACACAAAAGACCUUAAAGGGUCGCAACUCUAGGAAACUCGAAAUUGAAAGAUUUUGUCCGGAGCGCCGACGACUGAAUCGCCACCUGAACCGUGAGCCUGAGUUACAUACAACUUAAGUAUGUUACGAACGCGAAUUUUUCAGUCAGGCUUAGGUUAAGUUGGGUAAAAUCUGUAGAUAUUUAACUAACACUCAACGGAGAUUUUGCCAUCACGAGAGAAACUUUAAAAUUAUCGUGUUCAAAAUAUGAAAUAAAAAACUAGUACAAAAUUUCCAAAACAAGCAAAACUUUUUGUUUUCUUUUUUCUAAAAAAAAAUCUUUACUAGAAAAGCAACCCUGCAUUAAAUUUUAAUAAACAAUUGGAGGUGAAAUAUCAUUCUUGAAUUAUGUUACAAGCCAACUUUCUUUAAAAUGUAUAACAGAUACUGAAUAAAAUUUAAGUCGUCUUUAAACGGGAAGCUCGUAAAGGUCACACCCUUGUAGUGUUUUCCCGGUCACCGAGAUUUGAAGAGAAAGCUCGGUUACCGUUAGAAUGCUGGCGGAAAAGGUUUGAAGCCCGAGGUACUCCCGUUAAUAAUGACCUAUACGGGGAGACUCAGCCCGAAGGGGGCUCCCAAUUUGUAGCGUAGGGAUUUCACUAAUAGUUGAAGUAUAUGAAAAGGGAGGGAGAUCUGUCACUUCGGUCUGUAAAAAGGCCCAAAAUAGCUAACAGGUGCAUUUUCUGUUCUGGUUUAGUAAUUUAUUCAUAGCGGAGUUCUCGCGUGCGCGAAGCGAAGUUCCAUGGGUAAGAAAAUUUCGUUAUCUAUACAUUCAAGAAAUUUUGCUUCUGAGAAAAUCAUCCUUACGAUCGGCCGUAGGAAACUCAACCCUCUCAUGUAAGCUGCGGUGAAAUUUUGCAUUUCAAGCACCUGCCGCGCGUUUCGUCAUGGCCACCCGGAUCCUUAGAAAGAAUAAAAGAACAACAACAACAAAGCCGAUUCUUUCUUUCGACUAAAUUUCAGUGUCUACAUUAAUGUGGAUAACAGAGAAAAAGCUAGACAGAGAUAAAAAUCAAAGGAAACCAAUCUUGUUAGGAGUGAGAAAACUGACAUGAAAAUUUUAUACCGGCAGUGAGAAAAUGAGAAAUGCUAGCGGCCACCAAGGUGAAAAUGAUUAUAAGCGACAGUGAAAAAAAGUGAACAGGAACACAUACGACAUUUGCUCCAUAAAACGCGUUACUAUGAAGUUUCUGGAAGUUUCACGUUGUAGUCGUGCAAAACAACGACAAAGAAAUGUACAAAAAAAGAAUUUGUGCUGCACCCAGCAAUUUUUUUUUUUGUAAUUAGACCUACUGAUUUUAUUUUGGCUGUUUUCGCUGCCGUCUCCGCUUAGCAUUACACGAUUUUAUAUUUUGUUUGAGUAAACUAUAAAAAUUAACGAGAGCUACGCUUUUAGCCCUGGCUAAACUCCGCUAUAUAUUAAAGGCAGCACAUUUACAGCAGUCAAAAGAGAGACAAAAUGAAUGUUCUAAACUAGGUUUGUGAAAGGGGUACAAUUUUGUCAAUAGAAGGUAUAUAAAACGGGUACCCUUUCUGGCAAAAAUGGUAUUUAAAAGGGUAAGGGGUUGGAUAUCGGAAGGAGCCGUCCCAUAUAAAAUUUUGUUGAGUACCCCCGGGCUCUGAACAGUUUUGAAUAAGAAAAUGCAUCUCCAGGUUUAAUACAAAAAUGGAAUUGGAUUAUACAUGAGCGCGAGUAAAAUUUUUGCACUGGCUCGUUGAAAGGUCAAGUAAUACGGGCAACAUUUUCGUUCAACCUGUCGCACAACAUUGUUGCAUUGCAAGUUGAAAAGCGUUGUUUCUCUUAUUUCCACCUUCGCUCCCAACUUGUCACGCAGCAAAUUUCAAUGUUGCAAGUUGCGGCAACAUAUUGUCGCGCAAAGUAGGCCUGAGUUCUACUUUUUGCAACAAAAUUUCAAUUUUAUGAUUUGCGUCACAACUUGCUAUGCUUCACAACACUUGUGAUUGUUCAGUUUUCCAGCACCAAAAGUGCCGGAAAGAUGGUGAGUAAGUGCGCGCUUGACCUCGGGCAAAUUUUGGGCAGGAAGUAAAUGACGCGUUAGGACGAGCGCAAUUUGCGGUCUUUGAAAAUUUCACAGGUCCUCUGCAUUUCUUGCAAAUUACAUGAGAAAAAUCAUGUGAUUACUAAUUAAUAUACAUACCGUUAUUGAAAUGCAAUAAAGUCAAUCAAAUCCUCUCUCAAAUUGUAUCAAUUUCUGUUUCAGGAACCUGCGGACAAAACAGCCGACGCAUCACAUUUCUGACACCAGUUAGUGGGUUUUACCUUGAAGGACACGUGUUUUCAAAUCAUUCUGUGGAACUAAACCUAGACUGCCAAGACCAAUGCGCCCUUGCGAGGGAAUGUGUUUCAUAUAAUAUUGGUCCAAAGAUCAACAACAAGAUGGCUUGUGAACUCAGCAAUUCCGAUCACUUUCAGCACCCAGAAGAUCUCAAACCAAGAAAGGACUGGAUUUACAGAGGGACAACGGUAUGAUCUGUAAAUUUGUAUAAAUGUAUAUAACUUUAUUUCUUGUAAUAAUUGCAACUCUAUUAAAGCGUGUCACGAGUCAAUAGAAAGAUUGUUGUUGUUGUUGUUGUUGCAAAUAAUGUUGUCAAGUCAAGAUGAAUUUUUGAACCAUUUCCACCAUCACGUAGUGGUUGAUUUAUGAUAAUUCCAAGCUUUACUGAUGAUAAAGAUGAUAAAAAUGUCGGUGUUGGCGGUAUAUGCAGUUUCGUAUAAUUUAUUUAAAAUUCUAAAUCUCCCUUGCGGAUUAGCUGCAAUCCGCCCUUUGAAUUUUCAUAAUUACACUUUAAUUUAAAAACUUGGAUGAUUUAUAUCCAUUUUUCCGCGAUGCAUAAUUAUGUGUUUGUAUUAUUGGAUGCUCGACGACGGUCGCCUAACUUACAAAAAAAAAAAGAAUAACAUACUGUCGCAAAUUAAAAAGAGAACAGUUUUGGGAGUAAAGAAAAGAGUUCAAAACUUAAGGCACUAAAAAAAGGUACAGUUGAACUUCCAUUAAGUGCCCAUUAUUAUUAUUAUUAUUAUUAUUGACUUUCGGUUUUUGUUUUCGAGCCUUUUUGGACUGCCGGUCGCGCGGGAUAUUUUUUCGUUCCAAAAGCAGUGUUUUUUUCCUUUCGUUUACGUUUGAAUUAAAAUUAUUGCAAAAUUCCAGCGAAAGAAUAACGGAAAGGUUUAAAUAGGAACAGGAUUAAUCGUAGUUCAUCAUAACCAAGGAGAAGCUGAUUUAAAUAACAAUUCAUUGAAGCUGCGUUUCUUUUAACAGAAUCUUUGCGCCAGUCAGCCCUGUCUGAACAACGGAACGUGCUACAUGGGAUAUACCGAGAAGAACUACGUUUGCGCUUGCACAGCUCGCUUCAAAGGUGAAAACUGCGAAAUAAAAGGUACUCUCAUCCCAUAGUUGUCACCUCUAUUAAGCGGCCAUCAGGCACUUGACCGACUAUUUUUUGUAAGUUUGGCUUUAUUUCAAGAAUAUGAAGAAGGAAAACCGUCCGAGAUAGAAGUUGACGACCGAUUGUGGACCAGUAAUGCUGGCCCCGUCGCGUUUUUUUUCUUUUUUUUUUUAAUAAGGUAACAUUUCUGCAAAAGAUUAUGCUAAUUUAUGACGAGGUUAUAUGACUAACUUCUAAGUCACACGUCUUUCAUAUUGCAUUAAAGUGAUAAGGAUUCGAAAGGCUGUCGCUUCAUUCGUGUUUUCCAGUCUACAGCAAUUGUGCUGAGCUCUAUGAAGCCGGUUUGCGAACCAGUGGUGUCUACACUAUCGACCCUGAUAGUACUGGAGCCUUUGAUGUUUAUUGUGACCAAACAACUGCCGGUGGGGGAUGGACUGUGUUCCAAAAGAGACUGGACGGCUCGGUUGAUUUCUAUCUCGGCUGGCACGACUACAAACGAGGCUUUGGAAAUCUGAAUGGUGAAUUUUGGCUCGGACUAGAAAAGAUUCACCGACUGACAAAAGAACAAAGCAGGCUUCGGGUAGACCUGGAAGACUUCGAAAACCAAACAGCUUACGCUGAAUACGACUCCUUCGGUGUGGGUGAUGAAAAGAGCAAGUACAAGCUGGGACGUCUUGGACAAUACGCUGGUAAGCAUAAUACUACACAGGAGCCUAUAAUGGACUCCUGUACUACAUUAAUGAUGAAAACCAUAAAAAGGGGUAACGUUUAGGUUACUAUUUGAGAGGUGCCAGUUAUUCAAAAUUUAAAAACUUAGAAAUUUAGAAAACUGGCAACUGUCGUCCGGUAUUCCUGUACCCGAUCUUUAACUCAGACGUUUCUUGGUUUCACCGAUCUACUAUGUUUCAGCGAUUGCAUUGUUUUAACGCGAUUCUUAGUGUUGCAAGAAUAGUUUGUUCAUAGUAGCUUGCUAUAAGCGCGCGUGAUUAUUCCAACUCGAUCACAGGCCCGGGAUCUAGGAUCCUUAGACGUGGGAUCGGGAUCAGUAGUGCUGUGAGGUGAUCAGGGACAGUUUUCCGACAAAAAAAUGCUUUAAUGGCAAGGACCUGCCCUCGUUUGCAAACUCAGUUGUAUUAUUGGUGUAACAAUUUGUUCCGGUACUUAAGUGUACACAAUACGACUUUAUUUUGAUAGUGGCGUUGACUCAUUUUGUUUUGACUCAUUUUUUUGUAACUAUACCUUACAUUCAAUGAAAUACCGAAUUGGCCUGGGUUUUUUGACUGCCAAAUAAGGACUUAAUAAGAAAAUUCAUACAAUGGACAUUACCUUUUGCCAAUGAUUUCUCUCUGCGCCCCGAACAAUGAUUUUAUACAUGCCCUUUCGACAAUGAAAGACGAGGUUUUUCAGUGGACAAACCCCUGUUAUCACAGCAAUUCUUAUUGCUCUUGGUACAUACUGUAACUUGUAUUUUUCUGCUGACCAUGCUCAAGAGACAAUACAUGGUCUCUUGCAAGCCUUUAGCAGCUCCCGAUCCCAAGCCUCUGAUCAACGCAAAUAUCAAGUGGCAAGUGUCGGGAGAAGACGGCAAAUAAUGAAGCCUGUUCUUAUUAUGUUAGGGAGAAAGUGUGCGAAACAUCUUAACCAGACUUACAAAGGCUACAAGGCGAAGGAGUAGUCUAUCCUGGCUCUGUAAAAUAAUGUACUUUCUAACUUAGCUCGUUGUUCGGCAGGCCAGUGGCCUUUAUCAUUGCCCAAAGAGAACUCAGUCUGAUCUCGUUUUGCCACUUAAAACUUAAUCAAAAUUCUCAAAAAGUCGUGCCUUUUGCAGGUACCUUUUUUGAAUAGCUCUCCCAGCUUACUCCAACCUCAGUGAGCUGGUAAACUGCUUACAAUUAUGUCAUGGGGUAACUCAACCGAAUAUAAUCGAAAUCUACAUCAGUAAGAGGAUUAAGUGAGUUGGUGAGGUAUACAACUAGAGGUCAUGUGGCUGAAAAGAGUUCACUUGGUCAACUGGUGCUACCAAGGCGACGACUGAGAAAAAGCUAGCUAGUGCAAACCCCAUUUAUUCUGAAUCAAUCAGCCAAUCUUACUGACAUUUCUUUUUGUGUGAAUAAAACUUUGCUAAAUGGGAUUGAUCUCUUUUUAAAACGGCAAAAAACAAAAAGUGUUUGGUUUGUUACGGAAACGUGACGGAUAUAAGAAACUUCCCGUUUCCGUCGAGUUUACAAAAUACGGAAACACGUCAUUUCGUCUUGUGAAACGCUCUAUAAUGUGAGCCGUCUAAAGUGUAACUAUUAUGAUAGAAUUAAUGAUAACUAAUGGAACUGGAGUAAGUAUCCGGAGCAAAUGUGUGGACUAGAAAGUAUCACCCGUUUACGUUUAUUUACAAGGAAAAAGUAUGCCAAGUCACAGUUCAGAUAAAAUAACUAAAGAUUAAAGAGUGUGAUAAGUAGACUGUAACAUAGUUGAGGUUAAAUGCCCUAUUUGUAACGGUAAAAAUGCCCGUUUAACUUAUUUGGAGUGCCGCUGCUCUCUCACUUUCCCGCCGAAACGUCUAAAGAAAGGUUAGUUAGGACCAUUAAUAAAAAUUUAUGGUAAGAAAUGAGAUUUGUGUUUAUAAUUUUAGGAACUGCUGGUGACUCUCUUACAUGGCAUCAUAAUAUGUCAUUCUCAGAA